GAUGCUCAUCGGGGGAUGGAGUCGGGGCAGGCAAGGCAGGACUGGCUCUGCUGCUCCUGCUCCCCAGGUCUGGGUGGAGAGCAGCAUGCUGAGGACAAGCGCCCAGUCUGGCAAGCACGGGGGGCUUGCUCGCUCUCCCUGGGGGCCCUGGGGGAGCGUGGGGACGGCAGAGAGGCAGCGGUGCUGUCAGCCAGGCUCAUUCCAGCAACCUGCUUUUCACCUAGGCACGGUGGAGCCAGGCAGCUGGGGCCUUCACAGACUGUAGCCCCUUCCCCAGACAGGCACUGCCCCCCACAAUCCAGAUGCACACGCCCACGGGCUCACAUUUACACACUCACAGUCCCAACUCUGCACACUGUGCUCCUCCUGUGCACAUCCAUAUCUCACAAACCACCCCUCAGGCUCCCAGCCCACCCCCAGCCUCAACAUUCACCAGACCCUCCCCAUUACAGAACCUCCUGUGUCUCUUCUCAGGGUUCCUCAUCUUGGCCUACCCCUUCCUGAAGGCUCGGUUCAACCUGGACCACAUCCUGCCUACCAUAGGAAGCCUAAGAAUCCAUCCCCAUCCAGGGCCAGACCAUGGAGAAGGAAGAUCCAGCACCAAUGGCAACAAGGAAGGAGCCCGCAGCAGCCUGUCUACCGUGAGCAGGACCCUGGAGAAGCUGAAGCCAGGGACCCGGGGGGCUGAGGAAUGCUGAGGCAAAGUCUGAGGGGCUGCCCCAUCUCAGUGCCCUCCUGGGUUAGAAAACCCGAACUGGAGACACGCCAGGCCCUGCAGACCCCAGAGCAGCUGGGAACAGCGUCUGGAAUGGAGCCUUUUGCACUCGCCUGGCCAAGGCUCUCGAAAAUGGAUUCCACUGGUGUGGGCUGGGGCCCAGAGCAAGGAGUUGCUGGAUGCCCCCACAGGGUUCCCGUGUUUCAGGCUCCUGCCCUGACCUUUCUUUCUGGACUACAGCUCAGCUUUGUUGCCUGUUCGAUCUACUGAUUGGUUUCUCUGGAAUUUGGGGUCCAAGGCCCUGACUAUGACCAGAAUGCCCCAGUCCCUUGCUCUAACCUGGCUUCAGAAGUGAACCACAGGCCCACAAGAACCACAGACAAGGACCCUCCACCCCCACGGUCUAGCCCAGGAGCUCUAGAGCUCACUAGCCCAAUAGAGGGGCUAGACAAGAUUCUUUUUCAAAUAUCAAAAUUCCUGGCAGUUCCUCAGGGACAGGCUCUGAGCAGCAGCAAAUCAGAUGGGGGAUUCUGGGGGGCUCACAAAGGGACAGGUACAAACAACCUUGCCUGGGGGUCAGAGGAGGCGACUUCUCAGCUGAGCCCGGCCCUGUGACCCCUGGUGUCUAACUCCACCACUUAAGGCUUUUUGUGAUCUGACUUCUCUCUUCCGCCGAUCUUCUCACUGCUCCCUGAAGAAGCGAAACCUAUUCCUGUCUCCAAGCUUUGCCCUGUGUUCUCCAGGGCCCUCCCUGCUUCUCUCUGCCUAUCAAACUCCCCACUUUUAAAGGCCCCAUUCAAAAAAUCUCCUACCCACGUGCUCUCCUCAUUCUCUUCUGCCAAUCUCUGUCUUGCUGCCACCUUUCAGGCAGGGCUGAAGUCUUCCUUUUCACAAAACAACUAUUAAGCCAACUUAAGUCUACUGAACAUUGCCCCUGCUCUAGUACCUAGCACUCGACCAGUAGGUGCUUAAUAAAUGCCAAUGGCUUCAAUUUAAUGUAAAAACAAUUCCCUAGGCUUUCCCCAGGAAGCCACUUCAAGUCCCAUGUGCCAUGGGUAGAGCAAGUGUGGAGCAAGGAGGCCCAGGUGUGGCCUCACAGAAAACACUGCUCCUCCCUCCACACCUGCACCCUCCAGGCAGAGUUGUGUGACCUCUACAGAGAUGCCCUGUCCAUAUGGCCUCUGGCCUGGUUUAGUGAGCAGAAGACAAGCUAGAAAUAGUGUCCUUCUUCCAGGAUCAGUGGAGAUGGCACUUCCUCUUAGACGCCUCCCCUGACUUUACUGUGCUUCCCAGCCCCAGGGUUUCCCUCCUUCACAGCCCAAUCACUCUGAGUGGCCUUUGUCUAUUUCCCCUCCUGAGAGUGGGAGCAGAGGGCCAGGCACCCAGAAGACACCCCAGUGGAUGUGGGAAAACUGAAGUUUUCUGAAGCAGCAGAGUCCAUCUCAGACGGGAAAGCUGAGGCCCCACUGGAAAAAGGACUCAUCGAGUCCCAUGGUGAAAGGUCACAGGGCCAGGCCUGCAGCCAGGUCUCCUAUCUCUCCCUAUCCAAGGCUCUAUCUUCUGCUGUCCUCUGCACGGGCAGCAGGGAUCAGCUCUCUGACCACAGUGUGACAUACCUCCACAAAGGGGCUGCCUUCCACAAAUGCUGGCCAGGUGUAGAGACUUCCGUUCCUUCAGCUGAGAGAAGCAACUUUCUCUCCUUGAAUUUCUCUCCUCUCCACCCGAUUGCUGCCUAUUCCCUGCCCCUUCUCUUUUCCUUCAUUAUCAUCAACAAUAGCUCAGGCUGCUGGUCCCUCCUCAAUCAGGAGGUGACCCUUCCUCCUAUCCAUCUUUUCGAUCCUCACCUCAGUGCCCUAGAGAUGCCCCAGGGUGGAGGGGAUGGGAGUGGGGGAUGUGGAGCCUGAGCUGUGGAGAGGGUGGUUCCCUACCCCCUGCCCAUCAACCCCUCUCAGCCAAGCUCUCCCCAGGAUGGGGCUAGGGAAUCCCCAGUGCCUGGCAGGGCCAGGCACAGACAGAUGCUGGGGGCCAGGUGCAAUAAAUCAAGGAAUGAAAACAUACAACAGCAAGAGCUAUGUCCACCGGGGAAGAACUGGGUGAGGCUUCAAAGGACCCUUAAACUGAGUGGAAAUUCUUGAGCCUGGUCCUCUAGUUCCUCUUUUUCCUUGCUGUGGGCUUCCUGAAACAUGUUCCCUCCAGCCCAGGUGAAUGUCCCAAUACAUCUUCCUCAAGUACAUCCCCAGCCUCAACCUCCCCACUCCCAUAGUCACAGGAGUAGUCAAUGUGGAGACAUGUGGCUUCUCCCCCUCACACUUUGAGAAAAGGUGAGGUCAGGCCCAGCUGGCAUGGAUAGUACGGUAGCAUUAGGGAGAAGUAGAACCCUCCAAUAUUUCAGCAUGGGACAGGGGCGUGGACAGGGACAGGUCUUUGAACCAAGCUCUUCCAGUAGUCUGUUCAAGAAAAGAAAUUGGUUCUUUCCAAUAGCCAUUCUCACACCAGGACUGUGACUAUGACUGUGCCUGGCCCUGGGCUGGGUGCUGAGAACACA
This is a messenger RNA of Chlorocebus sabaeus (green monkey), 3260 nucleotides long. Lineage: Eukaryota; Metazoa; Chordata; Mammalia; Primates; Cercopithecidae. The record is from RefSeq and is a predicted model, not a curated record.